AUUUUACUUCAAUAGUUUGUUUCUAUCUAUCAAAAAUACUCAAACUUCAAAAUGCGUGAAUGUAUUUCUGUACACAUUGGCCAAUCUGGGGUCCAGAUUGGUAAUGCCUGCUGGGAAUUGUAUUGUUUAGAGCACGGAAUUACUCCAGAUGGUCAAAAGCUAUCUGACAAGGCCAUUGAAGGAAGAUAUGAUAGCUUUAACACCUUCUUCAGUGAAACUCAUUCAGGAAAAUAUGUGCCAAGAGCUGUGCUUUUCGAUCUCGAACCUACUGUUGUUGAUGAGGUGAGAACUGGAAUAUACCGUCAAUUGUUCCAUCCUGAACAAUUGAUUACUGGUAUGGAGGAUGCUGCCAACAACUAUGCACGUGGACACUACACUAUUGGAAGAGAAAUUAUUGAUGUUGUUUUAGAUAGAAUCAGGAAAUUGUCUGAUCAAUGCACCGGUCUUCAAGGUAUUUUGAUCUUUCAUUCUUUCGGAGGUGGUACUGGAUCUGGCUUUACAUCUUUAUUGAUGGAAAAACUCAGCGAUGACUACGGAAAGAAGAGUAAAUUAGAAUUCGUCAUCUACCCAGCCCCUCAAGUGUCCACCGCUGUAGUUGAGCCAUACAACUCCGUCUUGACCACACACGCUACUCUUGAACAUAGUGACUGUGCAUUCAUGGUCGAUAAUGAAGCUAUCUAUGACAUUUGCUGUAAUAAUCUUGAUAUUGCUCGUCCAACUUAUACUAAUUUAAAUCGACUUAUUGGCCAAAUUGUUUCUUCAAUAACUGCUUCUCUCCGUUUUGAUGGUGCCCUCAAUGUUGAAUUGAAUGAAUUUCAGACCAAUUUGGUCCCAUACCCCCGUAUCCAUUUCCCGUUGGUUACCUAUGCUCCAGUCAUUUCCACUGGAAAGUCUAGCCACGAAUCAUUCUCUAUAUCAGAAAUCACUAAUGCUUGUUUUGAACCAGCCAACCAAAUGAUGAAUUGUGACACACGUGAAGGCAGAUACAUUGCGUGCUGCAUGUUGUACCGUGGUGAUGUCGUACCAAAGGAUGUCAAUGCUGCCAUCGCUUCCAUCAAAAACCAGAAGAGUAUUAAGUUUUUUGAUUGGUGUUCAACUGGUUUUAAAAUUGGUAUUAAUUACCAACCCCCUACUGUAGUUCCUGGUGGCAACUUGGCUGAAGUACAACGUGCUGUUUGCAUGUUGUCUAACACUACUGCAAUUAAUGAAGCUUUUACUAGAUUAAACAGAAAGUUCGACUUGAUGUUUUCCAAACGUGCUUUUGUCCAUUGGUAUGAAAGAGAAGGAAUGGAAGGAGAAGAAUUCUAUGAAGCCCGUGAGGAUUUGGCUGUUCUAGAGAUGGAUUAUAAUUUGCUUAUUGAUGAAGAAGAAAUCGAGGAAAGUUCCCAUACUACUUAUGUUUGA
Melanaphis sacchari is the source of this 1404-nucleotide messenger RNA. Its product is annotated as tubulin alpha-1 chain-like. The transcript has 3 exons. Gene Ontology annotation, cellular component: cytoplasm; microtubule. Gene Ontology annotation, biological process: mitotic cell cycle; microtubule cytoskeleton organization. The coding region runs from base 52 to 1404 and encodes 450 amino acids. Lineage: Eukaryota; Metazoa; Arthropoda; Insecta; Hemiptera; Aphididae. The record is from RefSeq and is a predicted model, not a curated record. Gene Ontology annotation, molecular function: structural constituent of cytoskeleton; GTP binding.